Molecule: messenger RNA, 2868 nt
Organism: Phalaenopsis equestris
Lineage: Eukaryota; Viridiplantae; Streptophyta; Magnoliopsida; Asparagales; Orchidaceae
Product: elongator complex protein 2
Exons: 10
Coding region: 105-2621 (838 amino acids)
Biological process (GO): tRNA wobble uridine modification
Cellular component (GO): elongator holoenzyme complex
Molecular function (GO): protein binding
Source: RefSeq, a predicted model, not a curated record
ACGGGCUCCGUUUCCUGGGAAUACAUCCCAUGGCGGGGAAGGGUUUAAUCGCCCGCUUCCUCUUCCCCGUGCGAGUCUCCUUCUUCUUCCUCUGAGCGGUCGAGAUGGAGCGGUCUUGCUUCGAUGGCGGCAAUGUGGAGGUAGAAAGGCUGUUCAUCGGAGCCGGUUGCAACCGUGUGGUGAACAACGUCUCUUGGGGAGCCUCCGGCCUGGUCGCUUUCGGUGCUCAGAACGCCGUCGGUGUAUUCUGUCCCAAGAGUGCUCAAAUUUUGACAACCCUUCCCGGUCACAAGGCCGUCGUCAAUUGUACACAAUGGCUUCCAUCUAGCAAAGAUGCAUACAAAGUUCAACAUGCAGAAAAGCACCAUCUCCUCUCAGCAAGUGCAGAUGGCAUAAUUAUGCUCUGGGAGUUUCAUACUAUAGAAAGAAAGUGGAGACAUGCCUUGCAAAUUCCAGAAAUGCAUAAGAAAGGUGUUACAUGCCUUACAGGAAUAAUGUUAUCUGAAAAUAUUGGAAUAAUUGCUUCCACCUCUUCAGAUAGAAGUAUUGCUGUGUGGGAAAUUGUUUUUCCAUUAGGUAUAAAUGAUGAAUGUAAAAUUUCAUGCUUGCAAUCCAUCUCGGCGGGUUCAAAACCAGUGGUUGCAUUGUCUUUGGCAGAACUGCCAGAUGAUAAAAAAAAUAUAGUUUUAGCAACUGGAGGCUUAGACAACAAGAUCCAUCUUUAUUGUGGUGGUCUUAAGGGAAAGUUUGUGCAUGUUUGCGAGCUGAAAGCCCACAUGGACUGGAUUAGAAGUUUAGAUUUUUCAUUUCCAAUUUGUUUGGAUGGUGGGACGAAGAGCAUUCUGCUCGUGAGUUCAAGCCAGGACAAAACAAUACGAUUAUGGAAGCUUUCUGCUCGUGGUUCUUCAACUUAUUGUGAUGUGCCAUAUCGUAAGGAAGAUAUAGGUUUGACAUCAUUUAUUGAAGGGCCUUUAUUUGUGGCGGGGAAUACGUUCUAUCAAGUAUCACUAGAAUCACUUCUCGUUGGACACGAAGAUUGGGUAUAUUCGGUUAAGUGGCAUCCUCCUUUAUCUAAAACUUUAAGUGAGGUUGAGUCCUACCAACCUUUGAGUAUCUUAUCUGCAUCUAUGGACAAGACAAUGAUGAUAUGGAAACCUGAAAAAAUCACUGGCAUUUGGGUUAACAUGGUGACUGUUGGUGAAUUGAGUCACUCUGCGUUGGGGUUUUAUGGCGGGCAUUGGGCACCGGAUGGUGAAUCAAUUCUUGCUCAUGGAUAUGGUGGAUCAUUUCAUUUGUGGAAAAAUGUGGGUUUAGAUUGUGAAAAUUGGAAGCCACAUAAAGUUCCAUCUGGCCAUUAUGCGUCAGUGUGUGACAUUGCUUGGUCCAAAUCCGGUGAAUAUGUACUAUCGGUUAGUAAUGACCAAACAACUCGAAUCUUUUCACCAUGGAGAAAUGAAGUAUGCCUUGGUAAUAGGGCUCCAUGGCAUGAAAUAGCACGGCCGCAAGUUCAUGGGCAUGACAUCAAUUGUGUAGCUAUUAUAAAGGGGAAAGGGAACCACAAAUUCGUUAGUGGAGCUGAAGAAAAAGUUGCAAGGGUAUUUGAAGCUCCUUUAUCAUUUUUGAAGACUCUUAACCACGCUGUUCUCCAAAACUUGGGUUUUGAGGAUCUGCAGGAUGUACAGAUCUUGGGGGCAAAUAUGUCUGCUCUUGGGCUUUCACAGAAACCUAUAUAUGCUAAUGCUGUAAGUGAGGUCUCCAAGAGGAUGAAGGAGGAGGUUCCAGAUUCUUUGGAGAUAAUUCCGGAUGCCGUGCCAGUUGUCUUGAAUCAAGCUCCUGUUGAAGAACAACUAGCCUGGCACACACUUUGGCCUGAAUCCCACAAACUUUAUGGCCAUGGGAAUGAGUUAUUUUCACUUUGCUGUGACCAUGAGGGGAAGCUUGUUGCUUCUUCAUGCAAGGCACAGUCGGCAGGAGUUGCAGAAAUAUGGUUGUGGGAAGUUACAUCUUGGAAGGCCGUUGGUCGCUUGCAGGCCCAUAGUUUAACAGUAACUAAAAUUGAAUUUUCUCAUGACGAUUCUUUUCUCCUGGCUGUUUCAAGGGAUCGGCAGUUCUCCGUCUUUUCAAUCAAGAAAUCUGGAGAUGAAGUAAAUCAUAGACUGAUCACAAAACAAGAGGCACACAAAAGAAUAAUAUGGACUUGUUCAUGGAACCCCUUCUGCCACCAAUUUGCAACUGGGUCAAGGGACAAGACUGUCAAAAUCUUUGCCAUUGAUAGCUCCAACCACCCUCCUUCUGUCAAGCAGAUUUCAAGCUUGCCAAUCUUCAAGGACAGUGUUACUGCCUUAUCUUGGCUCGGCCAUAUUCGAUCCUCAAAUACCGGAAUCCUUGCCGUCGGGAUGGACAACGGACUGAUCGAACUCUGGAAUGUUUCAGGUGGGACAAGUCCGUCGCUGCCAUUUAGUGCUGCUGUUGCGAAGCGGUUCGAUCCUUUCCUAUGCCACGUAUCAACGGUGCACCGCUUGGCUUGGAGUUCGGAUGAGGCUGGGGAGUCAAAAACCAUGCUGCUUGCUUCUUGUGGAGGAGAUAACUGUGUUAGGGUGUUUGAAGUAAGAGUAAACUGAUUGAUUUUUGCAUCCAAAGAGAUGAUUAGUUGGGUGGAGAAAAGAAGUAUCUGCUGCAGCUUUUGUGCAAUGUUUUUUCUUUGUAAUAUUAUAUGUUGUGCUGCCUUUUGUUACUGUUGUUGUAAUGUAUACCCAUAAGUUUAUUGAUGUUAAAAGACUGGGAUUAGGAUUGUUGGGGGCCCUCUUUCUAUUUGCCUGCAUUUAAGCAUUCAUAUGCACUUGUAAAAAAAUGUAAUUAUUAGAUAUA